AUGGCACCAGCAUGCGAGGCAUGUCGCAAUUUGAAGAUGCGAUGCUCCCGGUCUGCUCUAGCAGAAGAGCCAGUCAAUACUAGUGAGCCUUGUGACCGAUGCAAACAUCACGGCCGUCCUUGUAAGAUACCACCAUCACGUCCCGGAGGACGAAAACCAGGGUCUCGAGGACGUUACAAGGGUGUCGAAAAGGCUUUGCGGAAGAUUCAGACCGAGCUACGGAAAGCGAAACAUCCUUCAUCUUCCGACCAAGACAAUCUCAGAGAACUAUUGGGUUUCGCGGACGGCGACCAGGAACUUAUUGACCUCAUUCUAUCCCAGAACAGGAGUAUAAGCGACAUCCAGUCGCAAUCCGACGGCUAUCUGGAAACAACAAGCCCUUCUCGAUCUCCAAACGACACUAUUCAGUCUCCUCCAGAGCAGAAUGGCUCUGUCAGUAAUCCUCUAGGUCUGGUUGCCGAUGUUUGCGGCAAUCUUAACUUGGAUCCUCCGUCACCGAGUAACAUGCCUUUGGUGGAGGCGGAAUCUAGGCCCAGUUUCCUUGCGACAUCCGCAGGCGAAUCCGAACCUCAAAACUUCGCACGACAUCUAUUGCGACGCCCAGGAUAUGUGUCCCUUGGUCUCAAGCUGAAUCGGCAGACUCUUGAAGACGGAUUGGAUGCCCUUUUGACACGGGAGGUGGGAAUAUGUCGAUACUCUGACUAUUUCAAGCCAUCCGACAUGACCAAGGAUCGAGAUAUAGGGCCAGAUCUGGACCCUGUCGAACUCGGGCUCGCCUCGAUGGAGGAAGCCCAUUAUCUCUUCCCCCUCUUCUUUGCGCGAUUGCACCCCAUCAACGGCAUCCUCGACCCGAUACUUCAUACGCCAGAGUUUGUGCAAUCACGAUCUGCGUUACUAUUCACUUGGAUAAUGGCCAUUUCAGCACAAUUUGACCAUGCAUCAGGAUCGAUUGCGAAAAGAUUGCGGAUCCACGGUGAACACCUCUCGAAGCAUGUCUAUGCCAGCGGCUACAAGUCCGUCGAAAUUGUUCAAGGCUAUUAUAUUUCUCUUCUCUCGGCAGUUCCAGCUAACACCAUGGUAGAGGAAAGGUCAUGGCUGUACACAAUCUACGCUUUCGGUGUGGCUGCGGAACUGGGCCUUGACCGAGAAGCUCGAGCGCCUGGUUGCUCGAGCGAUAUUGCCGGAUCCCAUACUCUGCCUCAAGCUAGUCCAGGCCCUGAUGGCUCUUCCGACGAUAGAGAGAAUAAUUCGCAAAUCGGCGACCCUUCAUUCGUUAAAGAUCCGACAGACACGGAACGAUUGGCGCGGAAUCGGGAACGAACCUGGUUGAGGAUACUACUCUGGGAACGCGCUCACAGUGCAGCCCGCGGUCGAGUCAGUGCUUUUCCAGAAACAGACUUGACACUGAAUAUUGAAACUUGGUAUUGUCACCCUCUCGCUGAUCUCAAUGACAAAUAUACUUGCGCAUUCAUCCUCCUCCGACGACAUCUAGGAGGGCUGCAGGAUCAACUCAAACGGCAGAUCGGCUUCCAGCAUCCGUCUCGGCAUUGGGUUUUGGAUCUAAUUGACUCAACCCUCCAGCCGUGGUGUCGUUCCUGGCUAGGAUCUACAGAGCCUCUCGUGACACCCUCUGAACGUGUCUCCAACGCAUUCCUUCGUUUCGUUUACAUGCAUGGACGGCUAUGGACACUAUCAUUUGCACUCCACGGCCACGCAGAGGACAGUAACCCCAAUAUUGAUGCAAUCAAAGAAGACUGCUUUGAAUCCGCCGUGAAUUGCUGUGAGAUGGCGGUGCACGCGUUACAAGAGAUUGGUGAGCCGAUUUAUUGCAUGUUAGCACCAACUUGGGCCAUGAUGGCGUACUCUGCUGUCCUAGCACUGAGACUUUUUCCACUUCUCUACGGCAAGCAGUCUGGGAAUGAGGUUGAGCUGCUUUCUCUACUAUCGCAAGUCGCUUUGCAACUCGAAAAAGCUGGCACAACACCCUCUCAUCGGUUUGGGAUUGCCGCCCUUCUCGGUCAGCAUUUAUUCAAAAUCUUACGGGCACGGGCGAACUUUCUGGUCCGGGGAGCUCAAUCGACUAUCCAAUCUCAAGCAGGGUCAGCGGCACUGGCCGGGACGACCAACCUCCAUUUAGAGCAUCUCGUUAGUGGCAGCAUAGAGGACGAUUCGAACCAAAUGGUGAAUCAAAGCCAGCAACUUGACUUCGACCCGUUCAUUUCAAGAUUCGACCCCUUCCUCACGUUGCCGUUCCACCAUGUGAAUGAAGACGGCUUUGGGGAAGGAUUCACAGACGUCCUAUGGGAUUGGGUCGGCCAGGGAUUCGGGAAUCUGACAUGA
This is a messenger RNA of Exophiala spinifera, 2340 nucleotides long. RefSeq lists its product as uncharacterized. The record is from RefSeq and is a predicted model, not a curated record. Gene Ontology annotation, biological process: regulation of DNA-templated transcription; DNA-templated transcription. Gene Ontology annotation, molecular function: zinc ion binding; transcription cis-regulatory region binding; DNA-binding transcription factor activity, RNA polymerase II-specific. The transcript has 4 exons. Lineage: Eukaryota; Fungi; Ascomycota; Eurotiomycetes; Chaetothyriales; Herpotrichiellaceae. Bases 1 to 2340 code for a protein of 779 amino acids. Gene Ontology annotation, cellular component: nucleus.